This is a messenger RNA of Bactrocera neohumeralis, 4229 nucleotides long. It is a transcript of the gene Ance, whose product is annotated as angiotensin-converting enzyme. NCBI's taxonomy places the organism in Eukaryota, Metazoa, Arthropoda, Insecta, Diptera, Tephritidae. Gene Ontology annotation, molecular function: peptidyl-dipeptidase activity; metallopeptidase activity. Gene Ontology annotation, biological process: proteolysis. Bases 331 to 4083 code for a protein of 1250 amino acids. The record is from RefSeq and is a predicted model, not a curated record. Gene Ontology annotation, cellular component: plasma membrane. The transcript has 13 exons.
CCUUAAAAAAUUUAUAUAUAAUUUAAAUAAUCAAUUCUUAGGGAAGCAAAUAUUUAAUUUGUUAAAUAUAAAAUUACACCUCAACGUGCAAAUAGCAUACAGCAUUGUAAAAUUCCGAGCCAAGAAUUUCCAGAUUCGCUGUUAUAUUCACUAGACUCUUUUAAGCAAAUUACAGAGCAAUCGUCACGCAAAGCCCAUCUUGACCCCGCCGAUAACAGCAGUCAACGUGAUGUGCUUGCAUAUUGAAUUAUAAUUUGCGAAACAGUUUAGUCGUACUCGGCCAGUGGCACGUUACGAAAGUCUCGUACGGAGAAGAGACAAUUUACCAUAAUGAAGGCAAGGAAUAUAGUUUGGUUACAAAAUGCUUUGUUACUCCAGGCGCUAUUUUUAUCAGCGUCUGUGCGUGCAUAUUCUGCUGGCUCAGAGGGCUCUUGUAGUAGCAAUUCAGUGAAAUCUGAUGCGCGUGCAUUUUUCGAGCGUGAAAAUGAACUACUACGCCAACGUCGUCGUAAUGAGUUUCUCACCUCGUAUGUAUAUAACACAAAUGUCACCGAGGAAAAUCGCAAAGCUAUGAUUGCGGUGGCUACAACAAAUGCAGCCGCAAACAAGGAGAUGACACGUAAUGUAAUUGCAUCGGGAUAUAUUGACUCAACCGAUGAGGAUAUUAAGCGCCAAGCAACUAUACUUGGAGAUUUGGGUAUAGAUGUGCUACCCGAAAGUGAUUAUAAGGAGUUACUCAAUGCAGUAAGCUUAAUGCAGUCAAACUAUGCUACUACAACUGUUUGCCCAUACAACAAGGAGGGGGAUUGUACGCUGCAAUUGGAGCCACAUGUACAGGAACGUCUCUCGAAUAGUCGGGAUCCAAAAGAGUUGAAGCAUUACUGGCGUCAAUGGUAUGACAAAGCAGGCACACCGAUGCGAGAGAAUUUCAAAAAAUAUAUUGAGUUGACCCGCAAGGCAGCGCGUCUGAAUGGUUAUUCGUCAUAUGCUGAUUACUGGAUUCAUUUCUAUGAAGACCCCGAUUUCGAAUCAAACCUGGAUAAGGUGUAUAAAGCUAUAUUGCCAUUCUACCGUGAAAUACACGGUUAUGUUCGUUAUCGACUCCGAGCGUAUUAUGGUGACGAAAUUGUGUCUGAGAAUGGAAACAUUCCAAUGCAUUUGUUGGGCAACAUGUGGGCCCAACAAUGGGACAAUGCAUUGCCACUUUUCACACCUUUUCCAGAAAAGCCGUUUUUGGACGUGACCAGCGAAAUGCAGCGUCAAAACUUCACAGUACGCAAACUCUUUGAGUUAGGUGAUCAAUUUUUCAAAUCACUCGGCAUGCGUGCGCUACCGCCAAGCUUUUGGGACUUAAGCGUGCUAACGCGGCCAGCAGACAGAGAAAUAGUUUGUCAUGCUUCUGCCUGGGAUUUGUACCAGGACAGUGAUGUGCGCAUUAAAAUGUGCACUGACGUCGAUACUCACUAUCUGUAUGUUGUACAUCACGAACUUGGCCACAUACAGUACUACUUACAAUAUGAAAAUCAACCGACAGUUUAUCGCUCAGCGCCAAAUCCCGGUUUCCAUGAGGCUGUCGGCGAUGUUAUUGCGCUUUCGGUCUCUACGCCCAAGCACCUUCAAGCCAUCGGUCUCUCAAACGUGGCCAAAUUGGAUGAUGAAAGUCGCAUCAAUGAACUGUUUAAGAAUGCGCUCAAAAAAAUCGUGUUCUUGCCUUUUGCCUACACUAUGGAUAAAUACCGUUAUGCUGUGUUUCGCGGCGAGGUGGAAGAAUCGAAAUGGAAUUGUGCCUUCUGGCAAAUGCGUUCAGAGUUUUCCGGCGUCGAGCCACCCGUACGUCGCACAGACCAAGAUUUCGAUCCACCUGCAAAAUAUCACAUUGACGCUGAUGUCGAGUACUUGCGUUACUUUGCAGCCCAUAUCUUCCAAUUUCAGUUCCUUAAAGCUAUGUGCACCAAAGCUGGUCAAUAUGUGCCGGGUGACCCAGAAAAAACUUUAGACAAUUGCGAUAUUUACAACAACAAGGAAGCUGGUGAAGCAUUUAGCAAGUUUCUUACAUUGGGCGCGUCGGUGCAUUGGAAAAAGGCGCUAAAGGAGUUCACAGGUGAAACUGAAAUGGAUCCAUCCGCGCUGCUGGAGUACUUUGAACCACUCAGCAAAUGGCUGCAAGCAGAAAAUGAACGCUUGAAAGUGCCACUCGGUUGGGGCGACACUGAUAAAAAACUACGCACCAUGAAAAUUUUGAUCGUCGUGCUUUUUGCCACAUUAGCGCUGCAGAAUGCGGUGGCCAGUGUAAAAGAGGAGAUUACGGCCACUGAGUAUAUUGAGAAUCUGAACAAAGAGAUUGCACGUCGCACCAACUUAGAGACCGAAGCCAGCUGGGCCUAUGCAUCUAACAUCAAUGCGGAGAAUGAGCGCAAGAAGAAUGAAGUCUCCGCCGAGGUGGCCAAAUUCAUGAAGGAGGUCUCCACAGAUUUACAGAAAUUCAAUUGGCAAUCCUUUAAAUCGGAAAGUUUGCGCCGUCAAUUCAAAAUGCUCACCAAACUCGGUUAUGCGGCACUCAGCGAGGCUGACUACGCUGAAUAUUUGGAUGUGAUGUCCACCAUGGAGUCAAACUUUGCUAAAGUACGUGUUUGCGACUAUAAAAAUGCCACCAAAUGCGAUCUCUCUUUGGAUCCUGAAAUCGAAGAUAUCAUUACCACCAGCCGCGAUCCGGAAGAGCUGAAGUAUUAUUGGCGCGAAUUUUACGAUAAAGCCGGUACUGCUGUGCGCACUCCUUUCGAGAAAUAUGUGGAACUGAAUACGAAAGCAGCCAAGUUAAAUAAUUUCAAAUCUGGCGCUGAAUUGUGGCUGGAUGAGUAUGAGGAUGACAGCAUUGAAAAGCAGCUCGAAGACAUUUUCGAUGAACUGCGUCCACUCUAUCAGCAAAUUCAUGGCUACGUGCGUUAUCGUCUGCGUCAACACUAUGGCGAUGCUGUGGUGUCGGAGAAGGGACCGAUUCCCAUGCAUUUGUUGGGCAAUAUGUGGGCUCAACAAUGGUCCAGUGUGGCCGAUAUUGUCUCGCCAUUCCCCGAUAAGCCGCUUAUUGAUGUCACCAAUGAGAUGGUUGCACAAGGUUACACACCACUGAAAAUGUUCCAACUGGGUGAUGAUUUCUUCCAAUCAAUGAAUUUGACCAAACUGCCACAAGAUUUCUGGGAUAAAAGUAUUUUGGUAAAGCCUGAUGAUGGACGCGAUUUGAUUUGCCAUGCCAGCGCUUGGGAUUUCUACAUCAUCGAUGAUGUGCGCAUUAAGCAGUGCACCCGUGUGACGAUGGAUCAAUUCUUCACCGUUCACCACGAAUUGGGACACAUCCAAUACUUCUUGCAAUAUCAGCAUUUGCCUUUCAUCUAUCGCGCUGGUGCUAACCCCGGUUUCCAUGAAGCUGUCGGUGAUGUGCUCUCACUUUCAGUCUCUACACCAAAACAUUUGGAGCGUGUUGGUCUACUGAAGAACUACCAACGCGAUGAUGAGGCGCGCAUCAACCAAUUGUUCUUGGCUGCUCUGGAUAAGAUCGUCUUCCUGCCUUUCGCCUUUACUAUGGAUAAAUACCGUUGGGCAUUGUUCCGUGGCGAAGUGGAUAAGAAGGAUUGGAACUGUGCUUUCUGGAAGUUGCGUGAGGAAUACUCUGGCAUUGAACCACCAGUAGUUCGUUCUGAAAAAGAUUUUGAUGCGCCAGCUAAAUAUCACGUGUCCGCCGACGUCGAGUACUUGAGAUAUUUGGUUUCGUUCAUCAUACAAUUCCAAUUCUACAAGUCCGCUUGCAUCAAGGCUGGUCAAUAUGAUCCUACCAAUCCGGAAUUGCCGUUGGACAACUGUGAUAUUUAUGGCAGUUUUGAAGCAGGUCAAGCCUUCAAAAAUAUGCUCUCAUUGGGUGCCUCUAAGCCUUGGCCCGAUGUAUUGGAGGCCUUCAAUGGUGAACGUACAAUGACUGGCAAAGCUAUCGCUGAGUAUUUCGAACCUCUCCGUGUAUGGUUGGAGGCAGAGAACAAGAAGAACAAUGUGCCCAUUGGCUGGACGACAUCUGACAAAUGUGUUUCCUCGUAAAACCGACGUGGUCUUAACAAGUUGAUGCAAAGAAACUUUUGCUUUUUUGGCGUUCAGUUUGAGUAUUAAACAAUUUAAUUUUCCUUAAAUUUUUGUAAAAUUUAUUUCUACAAAAAUUCAGUAUUAAAAUUAAUAAAUAUCAUAAA